AAUUAUUUGUAAAUAUAUUAUUACUACUUAGAGACAAUAACUAAAAGCAACAUCUAUUUGACAUUUUGUUUUGAAGGUUGCUCGCGUGUGUCUCCGAUCGCCAUCUCAUCGCUCGACGGCCGCACGUCAUUGGCAGUGAACGGAACGAAGUGUUGUAGAGUUGUAGUAUAGAUCGCUGGCUGGCUGUCUGAAAAUAGUGAAUCAAGUAUGAGUUUUCGAAAUAUGUUCGAAUAAAAAGUGUUUAGUGAGUGACUGUCAUCCAGCAAGAUGGUUGGUGACGUGAAAGAAUUUUCCGAAACCGCUGAAAGUAAAGCGUCAGCAGAAGCCCUAGACCGAGCGAGAUUAGCACGAGAGAGGCGCGAGGCCGAACAGAGGAAACGGUUAGACGAAUUGCGCGCGCACGCCGCGGCUGCGCAGGCGCAACGUGAGAAGCGAGACGAGGAGCGGCGCCGGAGGCAGGCCGAGCAGCGCGCCAGGGACGACGACAGGCGGCAGCAGGUCGGUGUGAAUAUGCCUGUCGUUGAGGAACGCAAGCGAGCAAUAUGGGAAGCGUCCGUGUCCCGUCGGGAAGCGCUGCUGCAACGCGAGCGCGACAGGAGCGAGCGAAUGGAGCGGGCGCGCGCCGCUCGUUCCGCUCCACGGCCCGCUUUCGCUUUCGGCUCUUCCACGCCGCGGCUACUUGAGCCGCUGGACUCCGGUGGCUUCUUCUGGGCCGCGCGCAGUACCAACCCCAUAGAUCAGAUGAACUUUUUUGAGUCGCUGGCGGCAUCAACAACAAAUGUGAUGUUCGCGUCUGCGCCGCUGGUGAGACGCGCCUCAGCACUGCACUUAGAUUCAGAUACUGACAACAAAGACGAACCCGACCGGCAACCGCAGGCCGUGAUGUGGUCAUCGGUCGCCCGGAGACGGACGGACCUGGUGCCCACACUGCCGGCACCCCGCGCUCCAGGUAGAGCCUACUCCAUGACCAGACUCGACAAGAUCCCGGCGCAGAGGCCGCUCCACUCGGCCUCGCCGUCCAUGCACCACCUCAACAGGACCCAGCCGCGGUCGGGAGAGACCACGCCGGGUUCGAGGCCGGGCAGUGCACUAGCGGCAGCGGUACCUCGUCGUCCUCACACCAGCUCUGCUCGUCGACCCCGGCCGGCCUCCAUUGCAGGCACUGGCGUUAAUACGCCCAGAGGAGGCGCAGGCGACGCGAGCGUGGCGACCACGCCGUCGGUGUCACGUGACAGCACUGUGGUCGGCGUGGCGGCCGCCCCCCGCCGCGCCGCCACCACGCCGCGCCGACCGCGGCCAGUCUCCAUGCACGCCACCACCAAGACCGCUCCCGUGUUAUCGUUACCACCGGGAGAAGGCAAACCGCCGCCACACAGGAAACCAAAGCCAUCCAAAGAUCACGAUAAGCGCGGCAAGUCGACGUCCGCGUCACCCGGUCGCUCGUUAUCACCGCCCGCGCGACGAUCCGACCGCGACAAGUCGUGGUCGGAACGUGACAAAUCACAAGUGAGCGCUAUAGAGGUGUCUCAGAAGUUGGAAGCGCUCCAGAUACACAAUGGAGACGAUCACGCUCACAACCAAAACUUAGAGGAUAAGGUAACCGAAGUCAAAGAAAACAUAGAGGUAGAACCAUCGAAACCCGAAUAUAAAAUAGUAGAUAUACCAAUAGAAGAUGAACAGAAGCCUGUCGAAAAAGAAGUCAAACCACCUGCGGUGACCGAGCAAAAGCCCGCAGAGAAAAAAGAAGACCAAAAGGUUGAAAAGAAGGAAGAGAAGAAAGUAGAAAAAAUACAAGAACCAAAUGUGGAAAAGAAAGAGGAAGUGAAGGUAGAAAAAAAAGAACAAAAGGAUGAGAGAAGAGAAGAAAAGAAGGAGCCCUCGCUAGAGAAGACUGACGAAUCUGAAAUGACAGCGUCAAUGAGCGCGCGCCGCAUCACGACGGCGGAGGAGGCGAAGGCCGCGCUCGCUGAGAGGCGGCGCCGCGCGCGGGAGGAGGCCGAGCGGCAGGCCGAACUAGACAGGCAGAGAUUGCAGCGCGAAGCAGAAGAGGAGGCUGAACGACAGCGGCUGGAGGAAGAGCGACAGAGGCGCGAGGAGGAGGAGGCUCGCGAGCUGGCGCGGCUGCAGCGACAGCAGGAGGAGGAGAAGCUGAGGAAGGCCAUAGAGGCGGCGCAGCAGGCGGAGCGCGAGGAAGCGGAGCGAGUGUCGAGGACGGAGGCGGAGCGAGCCGCGCGCGUCAAGGAGGAGGAGGAGAAGAGACGCGCCGCCGAGCUGGCGGAGCGGAGGUAGGAGGAGGAGGAGGAGGAGGAGGAGGAGAGACGCGCCGCCGAGCUGGCGGAGCGGCUGCGGCGCGAGGAGGCCGAGCGCGAGGAGCGCGAGCGGCUCGCGCGCAAGCAGCGGGUCGAGGCCAUCAUGGCGCGCACCAGGCUCAAGAAGCAAGCGGAAGAGGAUAAGAAGCAACAAGAGAAAGCCGGCAGCCAGCCGGCGGAGGCGGCGCCCGCGGCCUCCAGCGACAGCCCGGGGCCGCCGCCGGAGCUCCCCGGGCCGCCUCACGCCACUGCGGCGCCGCCCGCCGCCGACAACGGGAACGCAGUCGCCACGCAAGAUUUGUUAGGAUUUGGCACUAGUCAGCCGGAGCCGUCGUCGGGCGCUUCUCCCGCGGUCACCAACAACGGGAACCUCACUGCCGACCUACUGGGACUGUCCCAACACAAUAGUAUCGAGGACAAACCAGAAGAGCAGUCGACAGUCAACAAACAGAUAGACAACGCACCAGCGCCCGAGACCAACAAUGGUAAUCAAACUACCAACGUUGGCCACAUAUCCGCCAAUUUCAUACAAACCGAACGCCUCAACGAAAGUCAAACAAAGGCCGAUGUUUCCAAACUAAUAGAAGAUGACUUCACAACGCACAACGGCCACGGGGCACAUAAUCAUCCGUUGACACUGCAAAAUGCUAUUUAAUUACAUUGUAAUAGGGUUGGAAAUUGAAUGUUUUCAUAGCGUACAUAUUGGCUGCCAGGUGGAGUGGCUUACGCGACACUGAAAGUGCGGUCCGGUGGACACGGGCGUUGAUAAUAUUAAACAUCAAUCGAGUGUAUAUACGUAAUUGAUAUUUAUGACCUGUAGGUUUAAAGGCGUUAAUUCCAUGACUAAUUCGUAGUUUGAUAAUCGACUAUCAAAUAUGAUUCCAAUAUAUGCACUGUAUAUAGUAUGAAACAAUUUUAAUCAUUGAUUUUUAUUAAUCAAUAUUAACGUGACAAAUUUAGCACUUAUUUGAACUGCUGUAAAGUUGAAAAUGAUAAAUCAAAAGAAGUCGACAGUAUUGCCAUCUCGUAAUGAAAAAGAAAAGAAUAAUUUUAACCAAUCAGGAGUGUUUAUGGCAAUGUGCGCUGUAUAGAAGACGCUAGAACUAGUUUUGUUUUAAUAUAAAUAAUACGAACGGUGCCUUUGGUAGUUAUUUUAGUUUAAUUUUGGUGCUACACAUUAACAAAACCUGUGUUGAUAUUUUUAGACAAUAUAGGAGAAAUGUAGAACUAGCGUAGUAGAAAUUAACAAAUUGCAUGUCCCAAUUCGAUACCUGGAAUGAAGCGAUACGGAAUGUGUGAAAUGGAACGUGUAGCCAAUAUGGCGCCCUCUUACCGAUUGGUAAAAAACAGCCAAUAUUUAUGCAUUGGAAACGGCGUGUUGGCAUCUGCUACGUCACGAUAUAUUCGACGAUGUAAACGAAAAAUACUAGAUUAAAUAUUUAUUAAACCUAAAUCAGUGUAAUAUAAAUUUUAUCAGAUAAAUUGCAUGAAAAAAUUGUUGUAAUUGUGUAUAAACCAUUAUAUUGAUAUAUGAUGUUUAUAUUUUUUUUUAUUUGAGAGUGGCAACACUGCAACGGCUGCCAAUGAAUUUGUAGCUUUUCAAUGAGUAUUUUUUUAUUAGUAAAUUAUUAACUUUUGAUAUUUAUUAAAGUAUCAUUAAUCAGAAUAGAGAUUCAGAUGGUUUGUUUCUUUAAAAAAUAUGCAUAUUUUUUAGUUUGAGUAUUUUCGUAAAUCGUCGAAUAAAAUGUCACGUAGCAGACAGAUAGAGAACACUAAAUUAUAAUAAUAUAAUUAUUAAUGCAUUUAUAUUGCAACUCCUUGAUACUACAAUGAUUGGAUAGCUUUUUUAAUUUGCGUAUAGGCAAUAACAAAAGUUAAUCACCGCUUGACGUUUUAAAAUAGGGAAUUAUUAAUAUUUUCAUUAAAAAAUAGUAUAUUGCUAUAGUAUGUUCGAAUCGAACUGAAUAUCAUUAUUAUGGGACUAGAUAGAACCUUAUUUAAUGAUUUUCGUCGAAUUAUCAUUGUUCACGUUUGAUAGGUUGUGUAUAGUAUGCUGUGUUAGUACAGUCUUGUAUUACGGUUAUUUGUAAAUUAUAAGUUUUUAUUUAUUGUGAUGUUUUUAUUAAGAGGCCGUACUCUUGGGCACAGUAACGGCGCAAUCUCGUAUCAUUAUUUUCAUUAUUUUGUGGUUUGUUUUUCAUUAUUAUUAUUUUGCAUCAUUAUUUCAUUAUUGUCUAGUUAUGAAUAUAGUAUUGGUAAUUAGUAGUUAUUACCCAGAAUUAAAGUCAUGUUUUGAACACCCGAUUCAUAGUAUUUAUUUUGUUCAACAUACGAUAAAGUUAUGGUGAAAAAUCCAACAGACAGUAUUCCCUUCGUAAUUUUAAUGUAAUAUUUCAUUCAGAUUUGAAAUAAUCAUAUAUAAUUUAAUGGUAAGUAAAUUGCAUUAAUGAAAUCUACCAUUUUAAUAUAUUUUAAUGUAAUGUAUUGCGUAAAAUGAUAAUAAUAAAAAAUAUCCAUCAAUAUGACAUUGCGUCGUUACUGUUUCUCACCAGGGUGGGAUCUUAAAAUUUUAUCCCGUUUGUGUAUGAACCUAGUGAAUGGGAUAUACUCUUUCGCUUUACGGAGACUUAUCUGUGAGCGCAAGCGGGAUAGAUAUAUUUCAGAAUUGCGUCCGCAUUUGCGUGCACAUGCUACUGUAUCGGACUGAGAUUAGAAUAUGAAAUGGGCGUCUUAAGCCAUUGUAACCAGUGAUAAAGUAAUUUGUUUCAUAUUAACAAUGGACUUAGGUCGAUAUUUAGUCAACGUGUACCGCCCAUACAAUGAUUGUAUGAUGUAUCAAUAGGUCUAACGGGAUAAACUGGGCUGUAAUCAUUACACGAAUGCUGUUUUAAUGCAAAAACUCGAGGAAAGUCGAUUUAUUGAAAUGAGAUAGUUAUAACAAGUUAUAUAGGCGUGAAGAGGAUAGAGCUAACAAACAUUCGAUUGUUGAAACCGUUCUCACAAAAACUACUCGUCUCUGUCACACAUUGUAGUUUUGACAAUGUUUGAGAGUGAUGACGCUAACUUUAGAAUCUUCUAAAUAUAUCAAUCAUUAGUCUAGUUAUCAAAUUUGCAUUAAAAUAGUAUUGUCUUAUUGCGAGCUAUUCCUAUAAGAAAUCUAUUCUUAUACAAAUGUACAAACAAAUAAUAAAUCUUAACACCUUGACAUAAAGUCGAUAACUGUAUACGCCUCAUUAUAGUGAAAUAUAGAUGUAAGAGGCAAUUCUCAAGUGUAAUACGGCUCGCAACAAGAUGUCAUAUGAAAUAUGCUUAACAAAUAAUAAUUAAUAAGUUAUUUAACGACAUGCAUAAAUAAUUUUUGUAUCAUAAGUAGUUAGCAUUAAAAAAAUAAUUAUGUUUCCUUUAAUACAUCAUACCUUUCUCUUUUAUCGAGUCCUUUUUUUUUAUUAUUAUUUUUCAUAGGGUAUUAUUGAAUUUAUCUAAAAAUCUUAUUCGUUACCGAAGUUUACGACAAGCGUUAUCUGUCAAUCUUGAAAAAAAAAACAAUAAAGUUACGGAUUUAGAAGCGUGUCAUUUUAGUUC
This is a messenger RNA of Achroia grisella, 5891 nucleotides long. Its product is annotated as MAP7 domain-containing protein 2-like. Lineage: Eukaryota; Metazoa; Arthropoda; Insecta; Lepidoptera; Pyralidae. The record is from RefSeq and is a predicted model, not a curated record. The transcript is spliced from 18 exons. Gene Ontology annotation, cellular component: microtubule cytoskeleton. Gene Ontology annotation, biological process: microtubule cytoskeleton organization.